Caenorhabditis auriculariae is the source of this 961-nucleotide messenger RNA. Lineage: Eukaryota; Metazoa; Nematoda; Chromadorea; Rhabditida; Rhabditidae. The record is from the annotation of a GenBank genome assembly.
AUGAGCGCUAUCAGUCAACAAGAAACGCGCAUCGACGGCGUCCCGCGGGGCGCGCCAGCAGGCGAAGAACAAAGCAUGCAAACGGCGGCACCCCGCGGAGCGCGCCAUCAGACGCCGAAAAAGGUGUGCCAACGCACCCCCGCGGAGCGAGCCAUCAGACAAGAAACAAAGGAUGGCACUCUGCGGAGCGCACUAUCAAACAUGGUCAAGAAUGUGUCAACGGCACCCUGCGGAGUACACUAUAUAAACGCACCUGCACUAACGAAGGCAUCCUCUCACUCCCAACCAACUCUUCUACUCCUCAAGCCUAAUGUCCAACCUCAACUGCGCCUCCUCCGACGUCGGCGAGAUGAUUCAGGCGGUGGAGAAAUCCAUCGUGGAUCUCAUGAAGCACCAAGAAGCUCUACACGACAAACUGAGACAGCUUCAAGUGAAACUGAGCGAAAAUCCUCCACCACCGCCACCGUCACCAAAGCGGUCGCCCACUCCACCACCGCCGCCACCGCCGCGGAAUCCAUCACCUCCACAAGGAUACUUGGACCUGGUCCAACCAGAAAGCGAGCCCGACGCUUCUCCGAUACAAUCGAGGAACUCUUCUCCAGCCCCUUCCAACGCCUCAAGUCGUCUCCAUCGGUCCCCGACGAACACGUUCCUUCGGAGAAGGCGAGCCGAAAAAGAAGGAAGAGUUCGCCGCAUAUCACACCCAAAUUCGAGACAGCGUCCGGGGUGCCCUGACUGCGCGUUUUGCCGUCAACCCCACUUCAGCGAUUCAUGCUGGGUAAAGGUCCACGCCGUGGACCGAAGAAGACAUUUGAUGCGCCAGGAGGCGUGCACCAUCUGUCUGCGAAGACAUCGAGGCGCCUGCAAAACUCGCACUCGAUGUCGUUACUGCGACAGUGAUGAACACAACAGUUCGUUGUGUUCAGAGCCAAUUCUGGAGUUCGAGGACAUCCGGACAUGA